Messenger RNA from Microthlaspi erraticum, 615 nucleotides. NCBI's taxonomy places the organism in Eukaryota, Viridiplantae, Streptophyta, Magnoliopsida, Brassicales, Brassicaceae. The record is from the annotation of a GenBank genome assembly.
AUGAAGAAGAAAGACUCCAUUCAUGCAACCACCAAGAAACAAAUCAAGCUAGGGAGUAGUAGCUCCAAUGCAAGAGCAGCAAUACCAACUCACCACAUUCCAUUGAUGCAAUCAAGAACAUGUGGAGAGUCCAAAGAAGGAGAAGAUGAUUGGGCACUUGUAAGCUUUGUUGGAGAACAAAUCCAAGACCCAAGAAAGUACAAGAAGGCAAUGGAGAAGGAAGCUAGGCUUGAGCAAGCUCUUCAAGAUAGAGUGCAGCGAGUACUCAACUACAAGGAGUUCCUCUCCACAGUAGCUCUUGCCUUUCCCAACAACAAUGGAGACCAACCAGCUGGUGAUGGACUCCUACUCUUCAAGAUAGGCGAUGCCAAUGGGCGCAUCUCCAUCUCAGCUCUAUGCCAACUCUUUGGACUUCCCAAUGAGACAGCACAUGACUUCAAGGAGAACUCAAAAGGAAACAAGCUGCCUUUGCUGAUUGGACACACUUUGCCAAUGAACCAUUCUUGCCUUCAAGAUCAAAGGUGUCUAGAAUCACUCAUCCAGCCAUUCGCUAUGUGCACCGCCUCAUCUCCACCACUUUCAAUGCAAACAAGAAGCCAACAAGGUCACAACUGA